Molecule: messenger RNA, 1125 nt
Organism: Entrophospora candida
Lineage: Eukaryota; Fungi; Glomeromycota; Glomeromycetes; Entrophosporales; Entrophosporaceae
Source: the annotation of a GenBank genome assembly
AUGACUAAGCCAACAGAGUCUUCAAGUUCUGUAAUAAUAAUGUGGAUUUUACUUGAGGGAAAACAAACAGCCAUGAAAGUAAGAAGUUCAUUAUCUCAUACUAAAGACUUGGAUGACCUUCGACCUAUUAUUAGGAAUGAGUUCAACGAACUUCAAAAUAUCAAUAAUAGUAACAUUGAGUUUUUUUCCAAGAAUAAUUCUCUUCAUAUUGGAAUGGUACUUACAGAGCUUAGCACAACUGAUGAAAACCCACUUGUUGUGCGCUAUACAUUAUCAAAUGCUGAUAGUAAUGGUUCCUGGGUUAUGCUGAAAGAAAUAGUCAAAGAAAAGUUUCAGAAUGUAAAAACAAGUGAUUUCUAUUUUGUUAGUAAAACUGAUUCAGAAGAAAAAAUUGAGAAUGAGUUCCAGUUCAAUAGACUGGUGGUUAGAACUGAUCAAAAUGAUCGAGGUGAACGUUUACUUGACUUGAAGGUACAAAUCAAGGGUAAAAAAGCAUAUGGAGAUUGGACCCUCAAGGAAGUUUCUAGGGAUAUAUACAAUAAUGAAUUUGAUUCUAUUGGCUCAAUGUCAACAUUCAAAGUAGAAGAAAUUCAUAAGCGUUUUGGUGACAAUCUUCGUGAGAAGUUGAAUGUUUUUCACAAUGAAAUUACCAUUAAUGAAGCAAUAGCACGGGAUGUAGAGGUUGAGCUUGAUGGAAGCCAUGGAUAUGGUAUUUUGGAUUAUGCUGUCUAUAUACAAGAAAUCCCUAUCUUAGUGACUGAAGCCAAACUAUGGGAAAAUGAUAAGGCUAUUGCCCAAAAUCUUGUACAAAUUCAUAGUGUGGCUGAAUCUUUAUUAGGCAAGCGUAAACAAUCCAAAAUAGGUUCUGAACAAGUAAUAUUUGGUAUUGUGACAACAGGGAGAUCUUGGCGUUUCAUCUGCUGGAGUGGUACACUGGAAUCCCCAAAAAUUGAAAUAACUGUAGAACAUUUUUGGACUUUUGAAGAUAAUAUGAAAGGAGCAAAAAAUGUAGUCACCCACAUUAUGCGGAUCCUACAAGCACAAGCUAAAUCAUUGGAAAACAACAAGAAUCAGGAGGAACAAAGUACAAAACAUUUAUGCACUGAUCAAGAUAAAUUAGCAUAA